AUGGCUUACCCCAAAUCACAAAGAAAAAGUAAAGCACUUGGUUCAUCGUUGGAGAUGGCUCAAUUUCUGGAUGCAGGCGCCAAUAAGAUCAAAAGAAGAAUAAGGGAUCUAGAGAGACUCUUGAAGAAAAAGAAAGAUAUAUUGCCAGAUACUGUUAUCGUCGAGAAGGAAAGAACGUUAGAGGCCCUAAGGAUGGAAUUAGAGAAUGCUGAAUUAAGACAUAAGACUAAACAAAAUGCUAAAAAAUACCAUAUGGUUAGAUUCUUCGAAACCAAGAAGGCGACCAGGAAAUAUAAGAAGGCCCUUAAACAGUUAGCCUCCGCAAAGGAUAAGGAUGAAAAAGAACUUAGAGGUGCCCAAUUACUGGAAAGUAAGAUUGAUCUUUGUUAUGUCGUUAACUUCCCAAAGACAGAAAAAUACAUUGCAUUGUAUCCGACCGAAAAUACUGAUGAUCUUGAAACAGGUUCAGAGAAGACAAAUAUCAGCAAAGAGAAUACAAAUGUUAGGAGAGAAGCCUUCCGUACAUUGGUGGCGAAUCAAUUAGAAGAGGGUACUUUACCCGUAUCUUUAGAAGAAAUCAUGAAGGGUAAGAAAUUGGACAAAAAUGGUGCUGGUAUCAUGCUGGAAGAAGAUAUCGAAAAUAAAAGUAAGAAAUCACGUCCUUCUGUUGAAGUAAAGGGUUCGAAGGAGCCAGAAGUCCAACAGAAUGAGGAAGAAGAAGAGGAAGAAGAUGACUUCUUUGAAUAA
Naumovozyma castellii is the source of this 747-nucleotide messenger RNA. RefSeq names its product Efg1p (gene EFG1). The coding region runs from base 1 to 747 and encodes 248 amino acids. The record is from RefSeq and is a predicted model, not a curated record. The transcript has a single exon. NCBI's taxonomy places the organism in Eukaryota, Fungi, Ascomycota, Saccharomycetes, Saccharomycetales, Saccharomycetaceae.